CCUAUAGGGACAUCAGAAAUGGAAUGUGUGUGUGUUAUUUUCAUAAAUCAAGAUCAAAGUCCCUUUCUUACUCCAUUGUUACUUAAGACAUUGAAAAUCAGUUUAAAUGUGUUUAAUUACCUCUUGUCAAUUAAGUUGAAAGAAGGCACUGAAAUUUGGUUGUCUGUCACUGCAUAGUUCUAUCUGUCUGUCUUUCUGGCUGUCUUAUCUCUUACAAUUUUCAGUCUUUUACAACAAAAUACACACACAUACAGACACACACAUGGUGUGAAUGUGUGUGUAUCAAGUUAAAAUAUACCAUGGAAAUUUCCCCUCUUAUGAUACAGUGAAAGGGAGGGCAGGUUCACCUUCAUUGAUAGUUGUAGUUUGAUUUCACUGUAUAUGAUAUGUUUUUGUUUUUAUUUAUUAUUUUUCUUUUAUGCUAGAAAUGGUGAAUCUGUAGAAGGAUCAACACACAAACAGGUUGUAGACCUUAUCAAAUCAGGAGGAGAUUCAUUAACAUUGACAGUUAUUUCAGUCCCAGAGCAGGUAGCAGAAAAAUUGGAACCAAGCGAUGAAUCCUCAGGACAUUCUCUGAUCGACUACUCAGAAAAACGAUCACUUCCAAUAUCAAUUCCUGAUUAUAACUACUCAGAAAGUAAUGGAGAAAGAUAUGUGGCAUACAAUUUGUAUAUGGCUGGCAGACAACUUUGCUCAAGAAGGUAUAAAGAAUUUGCAAAUCUUCAUAAUAGACUCAAAAGAGAGUUCCCCGAUUUUAAUUUCCCCAAAAUGCCGGGCAAAUGGCCGCUGAAGCUUUCUGAACAACAGCUAGAUGCUAGGAGAAGAGGACUGGAGCAAUAUGUUGAAAAAGUCACGGCAGUCCGUGUUAUAGGUGAAAGUGAUAUUAUGCAAGAAUUUUUGGCCCCUGACAGUGAGCAGGAUGGCAGUACUGCAGAUGAAGUGGAACUUAAGGUGCUAUUACCAGACAGGAAAGUCUUAACAGUUGCAAUCAAGAGAAGCAGUGUCACUGAUGAAGUUUAUGAGGCAGUGGUUCGGAAACUAGGAAUGACAGAUGAAACCGCAAAGUAUUUCUAUUUAUUUGAAAUAUUGGAUGACACAUUUGACCGAAAGCUGCUGUACAGUGAUUUCCCCCACAGUUUGUAUAUACAGAACUACAGUACAGCAGAAGCCACCUGCAUUGCGUUAAAAAAAUGGGUGUUUACUCUCUCAAGGGAGUUGAGUCUUAGUCAUGAUGAGAUGGCAGUGAAUUUCUUUUUUCAUCAGGCACAUGAAGAAGUCAGCAGGGGCACUAUCAAAUCAAAAGAUAAACUUUAUGAACUCAAGGCCUUACACCAAGCGAAUAAACAGCAGGAGUAUUUGAAGAUUGUCCGUCACCUGGAUGGCUAUGGUGAAGUUGUGUUCCCCCACUGUCCUUGUGAUGCUAAAAAGGAAGGACAUGUCAUAGUCAGAUUUUCAUUGGAAAACCUGAAGUUACAAGCUUGUCAAGAAGAUGGAUCACCAGAGACUCAAGUCAUUGAAUUUCCAUGGAGCUGCAUAAAACAGCAUGAGUUUGAUGAAGAAGGAAUGACAUGCAAUUUUUAUUAUGAGAGAGAGGGCAAAAAGGCACGAUGGGUGCGAAUUCAAUCUCCACAUGCCAUGUAUAUGUAUGAGUGCUUUGAGAGGAUUUUCACAGAACUAGAAUGGAAUGACACUGAGAAGUUCUAAUGGUUGGAUAGAAUGAGAACUCUGCUGGAACACAGAGGGACAUGCUAUCAGAUAUCCAUUGAGAAUAGAGCAUGGAAGAAAUCAAACCGAUCCACUAAAUACUUUUGUUGUUAUACAAAAAUAUAUGCCAAAUUGUUCUAAAAUUUAUUUAAUAACUAAAAUGUUGUUUUUUCACAAAAUGUACUGGGUAUUACAUAUUUGUGUUUUGUCAUAAACAUGUACAUGUAUAUGCACUCAAUUUUGUACAACUAUAGUCUGUACGUUCUGCAGGAUGGAAAUUAAUUCAGUCAAUGAAAAAUUUUUUCCCACAAAUCUGAAAUCCAGCAAAUGAGAAUAUUUGUUGCCCUAUUCACAAUUGUUGUACAUUUGACAGGACUGUGAUUCGAUAUUAAAUAUUCAAUACCACAAGAUUUUGGUAUUGUCCUGGAACUUUUUGAAAUGUCUGGGAAUAUGUAGAAAAUGUUGCCCUGACCAAAACAGAUUUGCAGGUUCACUUGGUAAUUUUUCCAUAUUGGCCCUGAUGCCGGUCUUGAAGUUAUAAUUAUUGUAAUAUUAGUUACACACAUAUUUUUUUGUCUUUAAGGGAUUGAGUUAUAAAGUGCAUCAGUCUAAUCAAUAUGGUUUACAAAUUCUGUCAAAUCGAAUAUAUGGUGGUACACCUAUGAAGUCCUAUAUGCUGCGACAAGAUAUAUAUUCGCUGCUGAUAAGUAAAAUUUGCUCUUUACAUAUUUUACAAUCAAAUAUUUAACAAACAUUUAACAGAAAAUGAAAAAAAUUGUCUUUGUGACAAAUGGUUUGGUGAAUAAAAUGAUCAUUAUGUACAGUGCUGUGUCAGGAUACUUUUCUUGUAAUUCUAUUACAAGAAAUUAUUGUAAGAAAGGUAAUUGUAUGUACUUCAUUGCCCUGAUGUAGUACACUAGGAUAAAGGCACACAAGCAGUAGACCUUUAAAGCAAAAAAAAAAUAAAUAAAUAAAAUUAUAUAUAUAUACACACACACACACACACACUUUUCCAGAAAAUUUCAUAGCUUUUCCCCUUACCACCAAGGUAUGACAUAUUGCCAAAACUAUUAUCUAUCAGCUGAUACUCUUUAAAAAAAAUUGUAGCCACUCCUGCAUUGGAGAUGGGGAUUGGUCGGUAAGUAUAGAAUUUUAAAGCUUGAAACGGAGUUCAUAGACCAUAAUUUUCUCAGUGGUCUUGGAUAGAAUAGACUGCUGAUAAGGGGAAAAUUGCUGGAAUUUUAAAGAAAACUAAUUCCAUGCUAUGUAAAGGUCUAUCUUGCAUUGUUAGCCUUUAAGAUGUUAAUAACCAUAUCAGACUCUUUCCAAAAAGUGAUGGUGCAUGUCAGUUAAUACAAUAUAUUGUACAGAAAACAUUACUUAUACAUUCUUUAAACUGGCAUUGCCUAAAUGCAAGUUAUAUGCAUAUUAUUUAGCCCAUUGUUUAACAUUGUUUUGUUUUAGGUUUAAAAAAUAAAAAAGUGGUGUAAUGAUAUGUGAAAUUAUUUACAUUAUAUGUUGUUCAGAAAUCCACUUAGACAAAUUUUAAGGAAAGACCUCUUUAUUGAUAUCAGUGAAAUAUUAAUUGCCAAACAUUUUGAUAGGCUGGAAGUGCAAAUAUAUCAAGUUGCUUUUGCUCACUUCUCAGUAUAUAAGCUGCAACUGAAAGUGUUUACAAAAUGAUACACAAAGAAAGACCAACUCCUUCAUUAUCUGAUAUUAGAAAACCAGACAGACAAAUGACCAUAGCUUAUUGUAUUGGAGCUGUAUCAUAGUAAGGUUUGUAUAUUUUGAUCUACUCUGCUAUGCCAGGUGCAUGUUUAUAUAUUAUACAUUGUAUUUCCUAAGCUACAUGAAAGUUUCAAGCAAUAAAUGGUAUCCCUAAGACAAUCAA
Messenger RNA from Lingula anatina, 3598 nucleotides. RefSeq names its product sorting nexin-27. Gene Ontology annotation, molecular function: phosphatidylinositol-3-phosphate binding; protein binding. Gene Ontology annotation, cellular component: early endosome. Gene Ontology annotation, biological process: endocytic recycling; intracellular protein transport; signal transduction. The record is from RefSeq and is a predicted model, not a curated record. NCBI's taxonomy places the organism in Eukaryota, Metazoa, Brachiopoda, Lingulata, Lingulida, Lingulidae.